This is a messenger RNA of Mangifera indica (mango), 1034 nucleotides long. RefSeq lists its product as uncharacterized. The coding region runs from base 212 to 808 and encodes 198 amino acids. The transcript is spliced from 4 exons. The record is from RefSeq and is a predicted model, not a curated record. Lineage: Eukaryota; Viridiplantae; Streptophyta; Magnoliopsida; Sapindales; Anacardiaceae.
AAUUACAGUGCUAGGCCAACUCAUAAAUCUGAAUCACAAUUAAUAGGGAUAUUCACGACAGGUGGGAUCGCGCAAGAAUCUGGAGGGAUUCUAAAGAAGACUUUUCUAUAUAGAAGGUAUCUCUUCAUAGAGGGAGACUCUGAGUUACACGGUGAGAGAUUCUCCUUCUAACUUCUCCUAUCCGGGGCAGCUUUGAAUUUCAGUCUGCGCAAUGGCGGUUACCAUGAAGCAAAUGUCUGUUCUAGUAGCCACUCUUGGAAUAGUGUCUUUCGUAUUAGGAGUAAUUGCCGAAAAUAAGAAGCCAGCAUCCGGGACUCCUAUAACUGGUAAAGGUGUUGUUAUUUGCAAGUAUCCAAAAGAUCCAACUGUUGUUUUGGGCUACCUAUCAACUCUAUUUCUCUUAGCUUCAGUGGGUGUUGGAUAUGUGUCUCAAUUUUAUCCCUACAAAGGGAAAUCUGUUCCACAAUCUGUUCUCUUUCGAAGUAAAACGUUCCUUGCCUUCUUCAAUAUUGCUCUGUUUUGUGGGGGCUUAGCCUUGACCUUGCUGUUGUGGCCAACGAUUACAGAGCAACUUCAUUUGUCUCGAAAUGUUCACCAUAAUAUUGAAACAACUUGCCCAACAGCCAAAACUGGACUUUUUGGAGGUGGGGCAUUUCUUUCUCUUGAUUCCGCCUUGCUUUGGUUAGUUACCCUUAUGCUUGCUGAUAAUGCUCGAGAGGAUUACUUUGAUGAAAUUGAGCAAGCUGGGAAGGGUCUUGAUGGUGACAUGAUAUCAGCAUCAUCUACUUUUAAUGUUGGCACUGCCUAAACUAUAUAUAAAUAUAUAUUUUUAUAUGAAUGGCGUAAACUCCGACUUUAUAAGUCGUAGGUCUGUAUUCCCCGUAUAAAAAUUAUUAUUAUAUUAGCAAUGGAAUGACAUUUUAUUGUAAAUAUUGUGGUUAAUCACAGUUUGCUCUCCUGUAUGUGUGACAAGAAUUGGUGUUUUGGUUUCAUCCAAAGGAUAAUAAUUAUUUGGGUUACCCAGUUAGUUUAAA